AUGACCCUCUUGACAGAAGUCUUCAUCUCUGCCCUGUCCCAUGAAGCCUACGAGACUCUUCCAGAUGACCUAGAGAACUGGCUCUAUAAUGAGCACCGUAUUCUGCGUCAAGGAGAUAUUUUCUCCCUUGAUGGACCCAAUUUGCACUACCGGCUCGACAUGCUCAGUCCGGUCCUCCAAGGCUUUGCUCAAAAAGGCACCACUAGAAUUGUCCUUACUCUAGGCAAUUCGGAGGGUACUCUAGAGAGUGCCGAUAUCGAACCGGACUUUGUUGAAAUCGACGAACAAUUUCUCGCCUCCGCCACGUUAGGACUGCCCUCUCAAAACGCGUCAAACACCUUCGAUUGCAAACCAUUAAUAGACGCAGUUUCUCAAGAAUACGACGACUGUACUAUAUAUCUGAAGACUCAAGACCUGAGUCGCGUCGGAGGGUUAAAUGGGGACUGGGCAGUAGCGCAACUCGGUGGUACAAACUACCGUCGUCUCGUGCGGAUAUUAGCGGAUGACUCUGUCAUACAACAUAGCAAUGUGGUUCAAAUGGCGCCGCUUCUUCUUCACAACAUAUGCAAGAGCCAAACCCCUUCCAUCCUCUUGCGCUCGAGCCCUUUCGGCUCUGGUUCUCCUGCUAUCCCGACCGCCAAGUCUGUUACGGUUGCUCGUGUUGCUUCUCCGAUCUCGGUUGACAAAACGCAUGAACCCGCGUUCUUGAAAGCACUACGACAUCACUUCAACGCGUCAAAGCGCAUAGUCAAGAAAGGAGAUCUAGUUGCAGUGGGUAUCGAUACGACGAACAGGAGGGACACCGACGAAUUUCCUGAAACUCAGCGGUCGGACGAGGUUGUCUACUUCAUUAUUACCAACACAGAGCACGAUGUCGUGCCUGUUCAUGACUCGUAUCUUGACUUGGCUGGAGGAGAGCUUGGUUGCUAUGUUGAUCCUACAACGACGCGACUAAUUCAGGCUGGGGUGGAGCAUUGCCGUGUUCCUUCUGUGGGAAGGUAUUUCAGACCGCAUCGUCGAAGUCCUUCUGCUCUUCUUGCCGAUCUCAACUCGACAUCGUGUUUGCUUGGUCCAGCAAGUCCGUUUUCCAAACUCUCUACUUUAUGCUCUGCGACACUGUUGCGGGACGCGGUCGACUACAAUCUGAAUGUGUCCAUCCUACUCAAGGGUGUCAGCGGUAUAGGUAAAUAUACGACCGCACGGUGGGUUGCAGAAACGCUGGGGAUCCAUUUUAUGGAGAUCAACUGCUAUGACAUUGUGGGCGAAAGCGAAGUUAAAACCGAAGGAACUCUUCGGGCUCGCUUCGAAAAGCUCGAAGAAUGCUCGCCUUGCAUCUUGUUCCUGAGGCAUAUCGACGCUUUCAUACAGACCACCCAAAAUUUGGAGCCCGGCAAAGACCUCCCAAUCGUGAACGUCCUCCAGGAGUGCAUCGGAAAUCUACAAAGCAGUUGGAGGUUGGCUGGUCAGCCAGCCCUGGUUUUUGGCAGCACCCACGAAUCCGACCGGCUUCCCAUACAGCUCGUAGCCUCCUUCAAACACGACAUCAGCUUCGAGGCACCGAAUGAGGAUGAACGGCGAGAAAUGCUGCGCAUACUCCUCUCGGGGACGCCUUUGGCGCCGGACGUGUCCCUCUCUCGACUGGCUACUGAAACCGCGGCACUUGUGGCCAGUGAUCUCACCAGUCUAGUCCAAACCGCAGAGAGUCGUGCUGUUGCGCGAGCCGCCAACGUGACAAAUUCUACGGAGAAAGAGGUCAUCGAGGCAAGGGUGGGGGUGACCGCACAAGACUUUGAAAGCGCUCUAGAAAAGAUACGAACCAUACAUUCAGAGAGCAUAGGGGCUCCGAAGAUUCCGAAUGUGACUUGGGACGAUGUCGGUGGCCUGGCCUCUGUGAAGUCGGACAUUCUCGACACGAUACAACUGCCCUUGGAACACCCAGAGCUAUUUUCCGACGGCUUAAAAAAGCGAUCAGGCAUACUGCUGUAUGGCCCGCCGGGCACAGGCAAGACAUUGUUGGCCAAGGCAGUCGCGACCUCGUGCUCCCUCAACUUUUUCUCGGUCAAAGGACCAGAGUUGCUCAACAUGUACAUUGGCGAGUCAGAAGCCAACGUGCGACGCGUUUUCCAGAGAGCGAGGGAUGCGCGCCCGUGUGUCAUCUUCUUUGAUGAGCUCGACUCUGUUGCACCGAAGAGAGGCAACCACGGCGACUCUGGCGGUGUUAUGGACCGCAUCGUGAGCCAGCUUUUGGCGGAACUCGAUGGCAUGUCCAGUGAUGGCGGCCCUGAUGUCUUCGUUAUUGGCGCCACAAAUCGCCCCGACCUCCUCGACCCAGCUCUUCUUCGGCCAGGCCGGUUUGACCGCUUAUUAUAUCUCGGAGUCAGCGACACGCAUGAGGCCCAACUCAACAUCCUCAAGGCUCUCACUCGUAAAUUCAGGCUGGAUCCAGCCUUAGAUCUUCAAGCCCUGGCUGAGCAGUGUCCAUUCAACUACACUGGCGCGGAUUUCUACGCCCUGUGUUCAGAUGCGAUGCUGAACGCAAUGUCUCGCAAAGCUGACGCGUUGGAAGCCAAACUGGCUCAACUGAAUGUCACCCCGUUGGAGGGACAUCCACACCCGCUAACUGCCCAGUAUUACCUCGCUGAACUGGCUUCAUCAGAGGAUAUCGACGUUUUGGUCUCCCAGGCCGAUUUCGACCGUGCGUUGCGGAAUUUGGAGCCAAGUGUCAGUCAGUCGGAGAUGGACCAUUACAAACAAGUACAGCAACGCUUUUCUGGCGCGGUAUAA
This is a messenger RNA of Mycena indigotica, 2784 nucleotides long. RefSeq names its product AAA domain-containing protein. The record is from RefSeq and is a predicted model, not a curated record. Gene Ontology annotation, molecular function: ATP binding; ATP hydrolysis activity. Gene Ontology annotation, biological process: protein import into peroxisome matrix. The transcript is spliced from 11 exons. Gene Ontology annotation, cellular component: peroxisomal membrane; cytosol. Lineage: Eukaryota; Fungi; Basidiomycota; Agaricomycetes; Agaricales; Mycenaceae. Bases 1 to 2784 code for a protein of 927 amino acids.